UCAUGGCUCCCUCAGCAGACAGACUGGGAUAUUGGGGGCGACCAACCUCAACGCUGGAUUGGUGUGAGGAGAAUUAUGUCGUCUCUUUCUACAUCGCAGAAUUCUGGAACACUGUCAGUAACCUGAUUAUGAUCCUGCCUCCUAUCUACGGUGCCAUCCAGACAUAUAAAGACGGCCUAGAGUACCGCUACGUCUACUCCUUCCUUGGACUGGCAGCUGUUGGCAUUGGUUCCUGGUGCUUCCAUAUGACGCUGCAAUAUGAGAUGCAGUUGCUGGAUGAGCUGCCAAUGAUCUACAGCACCUGUGUCUUUGUCUACUGUCUAUAUGAAUGCUUCAAGCAAAAAAACACUCUGGGUGUAUUCCCUAUCAUGUUGUUAUUCAUCUUCAGUGUCUCAGUCAGUGUGGUGUACUUACAAUGGAAAGAGCCAGUCUUUCACCAGGUCAUGUAUGGUGCACUUGUAGCAUGCUUGGUGAUGCGCUCUAUCUUCAUAGUUACAUGGGUGUACCCCUGGCUCAAACCUGUGUGUUACAUCUCCCUGAGUGUCUUUUUGCUGGGGUUCCUGUUGUGGAACAUUGAUAAUCUGGCCUGUGACUCACUCAGAUCCACCAGGCAGAGACUGCCCCCUGUUGUUGGGGCGGUGACACAGUUCCAUGCCUGGUGGCACAUCCUCACAGGCCUGGGCUCCUACCUACACAUACUCUUCAGCCUCCAGAUAAGGUCAACCUUUCUCAAACACAGACCAAAAGUAAAGUUCCUAUGUGGAGUGUGGCCCAUGUUGCACAUUGAGGCACAAAAGACUAGCUGAGUGACAGGGGACCAUGAAGGAUGGUGACUGCCAUUCAACAGGCAUCAGCACAGAGACCUGACCUGCCAGUCUGCCAACCUGACCUGACCUGCCAGUCUGCUGUCUAUGGGACAUAUGCACCCCACUACCAGAGGGCAGGCAGGCUACACCCCAACCUACCACUCCGGGGACCCUUUGGUUCUGCACUGUGACGAUUUGCCAAGUACAGUAUAGCAUUGAGAGUUUACAUGGAAUUAUAUGAUUUUUCUCUUUCAUCUAUCACAAUAUAGUAGAUUAUUAGAUUUUGUUGGUGAUGUUGUAGUGACAUUUUGUUUCAAUUUACUCUAACAUAUUUCCUGGAAUAUGGAUACCGCAAAAAUAUAUAUAUAUAAAUCAUACUGGUGUAUCUAUUAUAACAUUCAAUAUAACACCUUAGCAUAUUCACAAACCAUAAUAACGUCAGGUUGUCGGCAUUAUCUGGCUGUAUGUCAUGGUUGUGUUUAGACCAGGGAACUGUUUGUUACCCAUCCAUCCUCCUCUGAGGGAAUCUGGUCUAGAUGAUGCAGUGUGUUGGUCACAGACGGGACUGAAACAGAGACACAGGAAAAGGUUUAAUAUCAAUUAUCUUGUCCAUUUCUGUCCUCUGCAAGGGAUUGGUCACACAGGAAAACUCUGACUUCAAUUGGAUAUAUAUUUGAUGUAUGCCAAGUGUGGAUCUGCAUUGCAAAAUCUGAAGUUGCUCUGAGAUUGUGUUUUUGAUGAUUUACUUUAAUAUUAUUAACAAAUCAAAGGGAUAUGAUACAAUUUCAUCUAAGGAUUGUUCCACUGCACAAAAUUCAGUACCAUUUAUAUCAUAGUGGGAAUUCCACAGGGUCAUUAUUUUCAUGUGUAGUAUUACAAAAAAAGUGCAUUUCACAACGCAAGAUAUCAUAAAGGCUUACCGAAAAUACAUACACUACCGUUCAAAAGUUUGGGGUCACUUAGAAAUUUCCUUGUUUUUGAAAGGA
This is a messenger RNA of Salvelinus namaycush (lake trout), 1792 nucleotides long. RefSeq names its product alkaline ceramidase 3-like. Bases 3 to 806 code for a protein of 267 amino acids. Gene Ontology annotation, biological process: phytosphingosine biosynthetic process; ceramide metabolic process. The transcript has 11 exons. The record is from RefSeq and is a predicted model, not a curated record. Gene Ontology annotation, cellular component: endoplasmic reticulum membrane. Lineage: Eukaryota; Metazoa; Chordata; Actinopteri; Salmoniformes; Salmonidae.